CAGGAAACAAAGACUUGAUGAUGUCUUAAACUCACUAGCAGAAUGAUAAUAAUAAAAAAAAGAGUUUUAAAAAUAAGAAUUCAAAUGUAUUAAGAAUGAAAAACUCUCAAAGAACACAAAAGCCCAAGACCGUGACUAAAAACCCCGAAUCUAUGAAUGCAAAAACUAAAAAAAAAAUGAAAAAAUAAAAAAAUCCUCCACAACAGCACUGAAGUCAAAAGUCAUGAAUAUGGAACAAAACCCUGGGACCAUGACACCUUGACCAAGCGGAUGAGCCGGCAUAUCGACAAGGAACCUUUAAGUGUCACCGGAUUACUCAGUUAAAGCGAAAAUCUCUGUUUUUCCUUCCCUGCAUUGAAAAUCAGCGGAGCUGCACAUUUUAAGACUCGCUUAUGGUCGGACUUUCCCUUUAAGUGAUUUAUGCAACAGCAUCUCCCGGUACCUCAGUCUACCUCAGUCAGCACCAUGGACAGCGACCCCGCCAGCUCUCCGGCCGCCUCCUGCGCACCCAGCGGGCCCCGAGGGGCAGGGCACGCUCCUUCAGUAACGACGACCAGCUAAUAUCUCCCAUCAUGUUACUGCGGCACUGACAGCUGAACCGUAGAAAGCAGGAUGCGGGAUUUCCCAUAGAAACACCCUCGCGUAUUGCUUUCCUUGUCUUAACCCGUUUCCCAGCAGCUGGAAGGUACAGAUGCUCUUUUUUUGGCCGAUCACCGGCUGUAAAUGCCUCUAAACGACAGCAGAUGUGACGAGUCUCAUUUGAGGGUCGCUGUGGAGCAAAGGUGGUGAAAUCUCUCGCUCUUCCUCCUUCACGCCCUGUCAUCACUACCAGUAGCUGCCCAGCACCAUGUCUUCUCCACCAUCGGCUGCGACAGCGAGUGAAAGCAGCACCACCACCGUUUUCGAGGAGGACACCAGAGAGGAGCAAAGACCGCUGAAGCAAUCUCUAAGCAAGUCCUUAUGUCGGGAGAGUUUCUGGAAAUGCCUACUCCUGUCCGUUCUCAUGUAUGGCUGCAUGGGAGCCAUGGUUUGGUGUCACAUCACCAAAGUGACUCGUUUCACCUUCGACAGUGCCUUAAAAGGAAAAUCCAAGAUGUACCAUGACAGCCCCUGUUCUGAUGGCUACAUCUACAUUCCCUUGGCCCUACUGGGCAUGCUCUAUUUAGUCUACCUGUUGGAGUGCUGGCACUGUCACGUGAAGAAUGAGUUGCUGCACAAAAUGGACGUGGAGGGCAUCUAUGACCACAUCAAGAAGAUGCAGCAGGCUAAGCCCUGCAUCUGGUGGAAGGCCUUCAGCUAUCACUAUGUGCGCCGAACUCGACAAGUCACGCGCUACCGCCGUUAUACUUGCACCCAGGUUUACCAUGAGCGCCUCGACUCCCACGUGGCAGAAGCAGAAUUUGACUACAGCCACUGUGGUGUCAAAGAUGUUUCCAAACAGCUGCUGGGCUUGGAGAAGUCUGUGCUUACAAAGAUGCGCUUGACUAAGUGCUUCAGUUUUGCCAACGUAGAGUCCGAGAAUUCUUAUCUCACUCAAAGGGCGAGGUUUUUCACCGACAACGAGGGCCUGGAUGACUACAUGGAAGCCAGAGAAGACAUGAAUCUAAAGAACAAUGACCUGAAGGAGUAUGUCUUGGUGCUCUGCGACCCAAAGCACCACCCUUGGUAUCUGUCCCACUACGUCUUCUGGUUUGCCUCCUUCCUCACGUUCUCCUGGCCUCUCAGAGUCUUCACAGAGUAUCGCACUGCAUACGUCCACUAUCGCGUUGAGAAGGUCUUCGGGCAUGAUUACCGACCUGUGUCGCCAUGUGUUGAUCGACGAUACUGGUGUCGUAUCCCUCGAGUUAAAAGCACUGAUGUUACAGAAUUGGAGUGGCACAUUUGCUCCAACCAGCAGCCUUACCCAGAGGCUGACCUCAUGGAUCUGGCCCAGCGACCGUCCAACUUCAGCGAGAUUCAUCAGAACUGUGAGUGCUGCCACAGAGUCAUCAUCUGAUCCUCAGUGUUCUUUAGAAGCCCCCUCAGCAUCUGCACUUGUGCCAACAUUCCUUUAAAGGAU
This is a messenger RNA of Pundamilia nyererei, 2059 nucleotides long. RefSeq names its product transmembrane protein 151B-like. NCBI's taxonomy places the organism in Eukaryota, Metazoa, Chordata, Actinopteri, Cichliformes, Cichlidae. The record is from RefSeq and is a predicted model, not a curated record.